AGGCGAGGGGCCGCCCGUGCUGCUGUCCCCGCCCCAGCGCCCUGCGCCCCACUUCCCGGGCGGCUGCUCCGGAGCUCAGCCCUCCUGCCUCUCCUGGCGCUGUCCCGGACUCGCCGGGAGCGAGCGGCUGGCAAGUUUCAGCGCGCCCAGGCGGCGGGCCGUGGGCACCGUGCGCUCCGGGAGGGGUGGCCGCGACUCCGGGCUCGGCGCCCCGCGCGCACUGUGGCGAUGGCUUCUCUGCCGCGGCGACUGCUGAGCCUUCGCCCUCGCCGCCUCCUACUUCUUCUCCCCGGAUUGCUGUUGCCUCUCAGCAGCGCCUUCAACCUAGACGUGGAUAGUCCUGCCGAGUACUCCGGCCCUGAGGGAAGUUACUUCGGCUUCGCGGUGGAUUUCUUCGUUCCCAGCGCGUCUUCCAGGGUAUUUCUUUUGGUGGGAGCUCCCAAAGCAAACACUACCCAGCCUGGGAUUGUGGAAGGAGGGCAGGUCCUCAAAUGUGACUGGUCUUCUCAUCGUGGGUGCCAGCCAAUUGAAUUUGAUGCCACAGGCAAUAGAGAUUUUACCAAAGAUGACCCAUUGGAGUUUAAGUCCCACCAGUGGUUUGGAGCAUCUGUACGAUCAAAGCAGGAUAAAAUAUUGGCCUGUGCCCCACUUUACCACUGGAGGACUGAAAUGAAACAGGAGAGAGAACCAGUUGGAACAUGCUUUCUUCAGGAUGGGACAAAGACUGUUGAGUAUGCUCCAUGCAGAUCGAAAAAUAUUGAUGCUGAUGGACAGGGAUUUUGUCAAGGAGGAUUCAGCAUUGAUUUUACUAAAGCUGACCGAGUACUCCUUGGUGGUCCUGGUAGUUUUUAUUGGCAAGGUCAACUCAUUUCGGAUCAAGUGGCAGAAAUUGUUUCUAAAUAUGACCCCAAAGUUUAUAGCAUCAAGUAUAAUAAUCAGUUAGCAACUCGUACUGCACAAGCCAUUUUUGAUGACAGUUACUUGGGUUACUCCGUGGCUGUUGGAGAUUUCAAUGGUGACGGCAUAGACGACUUUGUUUCAGGAGUGCCAAGAGCAGCAAGAACUUUGGGAAUGGUUUAUAUUUAUGAUGGAAAAAAUAUGUCCUCUUUGCAUAAUUUUACUGGUGAGCAGAUGGCUGCAUAUUUCGGAUUUUCUGUUGCUGCCACUGACAUUAAUGGGGAUGAUUAUGCAGAUGUGUUUAUUGGAGCACCUCUUUUCAUGGAUCGAGGUUCUGAUGGCAAACUCCAAGAGGUGGGGCAGGUCUCAGUGUCUCUUCAAAGACCGUCAGGAGACUUCCAGACGACCAAGCUGAAUGGUUUUGAAGUUUUUGCAAGGUUUGGCAGUGCCAUAGCACCUUUGGGAGAUCUAGACCAGGACGGCUUCAAUGAUAUUGCAAUUGCUGCUCCAUAUGGGGGUGAAGAUAAAAAAGGAAUUGUUUAUAUUUUCAAUGGAAGAUCGACAGGCUUGAAUGCAGUACCAUCUCAAAUCCUUGAAGGGAAGUGGGCUGCUCGGAGCAUGCCACCAAGCUUUGGUUAUUCAAUGAAAGGAGCCACGGAUAUAGACAAAAAUGGAUAUCCAGACUUAAUUGUGGGAGCUUUUGGUGUAGAUAGAGCCAUCUUGUACAGGGCCAGACCAGUUAUCACCGUAAAUGCUGGCCUUGAAGUAUACCCUAGCAUUUUAAAUCAAGACAAUAAAACCUGCCCACUUCCUGGGACAGAUAUCAAAGUUUCAUGUUUUAAUGUCAGGUUCUGCUUAAAGGCAGAUGGCAAAGGAGCGCUUCCCGGGAAACUUAACUUCCAGGUGGAGCUUCUCUUGGAUAAGCUCAAACAAAAGGGAGCAAUUCGACGAGCACUGUUUCUCCAUAACAGGUCCCCAGGUCACUCCAAGAACAUGACCAUUUCAAAGGGGGGACAGAUGCAAUGUGAGGAAUUGAUAACGUAUCUGCGGGAUGAAUCUGAAUUCAGAGACAAACUCACUCCAAUUACUAUUUUUAUGGAGUAUCGACUAGAUUAUAGAACAGCAGCCGAUUCAACGGGGUUGCAACCCAUUCUUAACCAGUUCACUCCUGCCAACAUUAGUCGACAGGCUCAUAUUCUACUUGACUGUGGUGAAGACAAUGUCUGUAAGCCCAAAUUGGAAGUUUCUGUAGAUAGUGAUCAAAAGAAGAUCUAUGUUGGGGAUGACAACCCUUUGACAUUGAUUGUUAAGGCUCAAAAUCAAGGAGAAGGUGCCUAUGAAGCUGAGCUCAUUGUUUCCAUCCCACCACAGGCUGAUUUCAUCGGGGUGGUCCGCAACAGUGAAGCCUUAGCAAGACUUUCCUGUGCAUUUAAAACAGAAAACCAAACCCGCCAGGUGGUAUGUGAUCUUGGAAACCCAAUGAAGGCUGGUACUCAGCUCUUAGCUGGUCUUCGCUUUAGUGUGCACCAGCAAUCAGAGAUGGAUACUACUGUGAAAUUUGAUUUACAAAUCCAAAGCUCGAAUCUUUUUGACAAAGUAAGCCCAGUUGUAUCUUACAGAGUUGACCUUGCUGUCUUAGCUGCUGUUGAGAUAAGAGGGGUCUCAAGUCCCGAUCAUAUCUUUCUUCCGAUUCCAAAUUGGGAGCACAAGGAGAACCCUGAGACUGAGGAAGACAUUGGGCCAGUUGUUCAGCACAUCUAUGAGCUGAGAAACAAUGGUCCAAGUUCAUUCAGCAAGGCGAUGCUAAAUCUUCAGUGGCCUUACAAAUAUAACAAUAACACUUUGUUGUACAUCCUUCAAUAUGAUAUUGAUGGACCAAUGAACUGCACUUCAGAUAUGGAGAUCAAUCCUUUGAGAAUUAAGAUCUCAAAUAUGCAAACAAAUGAAAAGAAUGACACAGUUGCUGGACAAGGUGACCGAAACCAUCUCAUCACCAAGCGAGAUCUCACCGUAAGUGUAGGAGAUAUUCACACUUUGGGUUGUGGAAUUGCUGAGUGUUUGAAGAUUGCCUGCCAGGUUGGGCGAUUAGACAGAGGAAAGAGUGCAAUCCUGUAUGUAAAGUCUCUACUGUGGACUGAGACCUUUAUGAAUAAGGAAAACCAGAAUCAUUCAUAUUCUCUGAAGUCAUCUGCUUCAUUUAAUGUCAUAGAAUUUCCUUAUAAGAACCUUCCAAUUGAGGAUAUCUUCAACUCCACAUUGGUUACCACUAAUGUCACCUGGGGCAUUCAGCCAGCACCCAUGCCUGUGCCUGUGUGGGUGAUCAUUUUAGCGGUUCUAGCAGGAUUGCUGUUGCUGGCUGUUUUGGUAUUUGUAAUGUACCGGAUGGGCUUUUUUAAACGUGUUCGGCCACCUCAGGAAGAACAGGAAAGGGAACAGCUUCAGCCUCAUGAAAAUGGUGAAGGAAACUCAGAAACUUAACUGGGAUUCUUAAGUUAUGCUACAUCCUGACCCAUUAGAAUUACCAACUUCAUUGUAGAUUUUGAUUUCCUUCAUGAGGAAUAAAAUUCCGAGACUGUACUGCUGAUGGUACCCACUGGUAUUAACCACAACAUGAGAGCAAUAUUUGUCAACCUUUUCAUUAUAAAUAUGUUCAGAUAUACAUUUAAUGCACAUCUACUGACUUGUGUUUUUAGGUAUUUAAAAAAAAAUUCAAGUGAUAGUUUUUCAAUGUACAUAAGGCAGGUAGUGCUUGAGUUACUACUUUAUAUAUAAAAUAGUACCUCUUACAUUUCUUAAUUUUGAUUAUGUUAGAUUUUGUUGUCAUUUCUAUUAUUUUUGUUUUUUUAAAGCAAUCUCAUUUGAACCUUUGUGUCCUAUGCACAUCUUUUGUACAGAUACUUAAUGUUAAUACAUAUUACACUACAGUUGAAUUUUCAAGCUACUAGACUUUAUAACUGCAGAAACUGGAUUUUAAUGGUUCUAUAUGGUAGAACUAAAACGCAAAAACAAAAACCUGAUCCCAUCAAAAUUUUUUCCUCUAAUAGCAAAGUUACAGUAAUAUGUUUUAAUAUGAAAAUUAGAUACAUGCUAUUAAAUUUCUAUUUAUAUUUAACCCACAGUCAUUUUAUUACAUUUUAAUUUGUGUAAUUAAGUUCAAUUUCAAAUUCUUUAAGCCAACCUACACUAAAAAUUAGUUCUAUAAUCAGAAAUGCCUUUUUGUGUAAUAGUUUAAUUUUAGCUUAACAUCAUAAUGCUUAAAACCAAAUGAAAUUGGAAAUCACUUCCAAAGUACACUUACUCUAUUGUAUUAGUCUUGACUAUUUACAAUACAAAAAAGGCAUUUUACUUAAAAGACUGUAUUUGUAGUUCUUGUUUAUUAAUGGUAUAUUCUCAGAUUAGAGCAAUGCUUCUAGUUGGAAUUAAUUUAUUUUCCACCUAUGUAUGUAUUUUUCCUUAUACUCCAAAACUGUCAAGAUCAAUGAGGAAUCUUUGCAACUUAUAGGAAUCUAUACCCACUCCAACUCCCGUGAAAAAUGCUUGGAAAUUAAAAAUCUUAAAGUAAGUCACCAAUUUACUUUGGCAAUAACAUAUGCGACUUACAGGCAUAUUACCUCACCUUACACAAGGUAAUGUGAAAAAAACAGUCUCAGCUAUCAAAAUGAAUUUGAAAGAUACUUUUUAUAAGCAAUUCAAGUAAAUGGAAGCCUUUUUAAACUUUUUUAGGUAUAGCAACAUAAAUUAGUUUUCUAAGAUUUUUUAAACAAAAGCUGACCAGGUGGCAAGUUGUAGUUUUAUAUGCCUAUAAAGCAGUGAAACUUCUAGGAGAAUAUAUGAUUUAUUCAGUUUCCCAUGGCCUGGGGAUGACUAUUAAUUACAGCUAUUUUUAUGCAGUAACAUAUUGUACAUUAGAAAUUGAGAGCUUAAUAGGUUUUUAACUGUUCUCAUUAGGCAAUGAUAAAUAUUUUCCAUAAAUAACAAUAUUUUUCUGUGUUUUAAAAAUAACAAAUUUAUCUUGCCAUGUCUGGUGUUCUAAUUCCCUGCAUAAUUGGCUUAGCAUCUAUUUAUAAAUUGGAUGCACAUGUAGGUAAGUUACAAUAGAACAUUGACAAGAUCCUAUAUUAAACUUGAGUAAAUUUCAAAAUUUAUAGAUUUUUUAGUAUAGAUUUUUUUUAAUAGUUUAAAAGAUCCUAGUCAUAAGCAUUAGGUAUUUUUAUUACCAAUAUUUUAAAUUUUUUAAGAAAAAAAAAUUUUUAUCUGAUGAUCUGUUAUAAACUACUUAAAGUUGGUUUGUAACAACUUCUACAUUACCUGUUUUUCCCCCAGUAGCAGUCAUUCCUGAAAAUAUGUUGGGUAGAAAUCUACUCUUUGAAAAAAAUAUUUGCUUCUGCACAGUCCAUUCUCCUUAUGACUUCUAUCUUAAGGUAUAUUUUUAUAUAGGAGAUUCAAGGACUUUGUCGCUGAAAAUUACCAUGCAUUUUAAAUAGCCUUUGUGAAAUGAAGUAGUAUAUUCUUUUAAAAAAUGAAAUAUUAUAUCUCUAUAAAAAUAAGGAAGAAAUGUAAUUUAAAAGUCUGCCCCUUGGGGAAAAUAUUGGGAUUAUUUUUACCCUAAAAUAGCACUUGAAUGUACUUGGUUCAAAUGUGAAAAAUAACCCUAUGAAAUCUAUAUUAAUUUUCACACAUUUUAAAUAAUGCUAUUUUUACUUACUGAAAAUUAAAAUUCAUUUUAAAUACAUAAAAUUUCUAUAAUCUGAUUAAGUUAAAAAAACAGUUAUCACUGAGGCAGAGAAUAGUUGAAAGCAGUUGAUAUUGGUAAGGAAUGUUGGUACUGUUGAAUUCUUAUAUAUGCAUUUAUUUCAGAAUUGAUGUUUGGAGAAACAUUUGAGGGACAUUCUUUGCUUUUACUGUUCUCAUGAUUCAUGCUGAUUAAGUUCUUAAUUCUGAGCUGUAAAACAAUUACUCAAAAUAUUAGUGCCACAAUUCUUCUGUCUUUUGAAACUACUUGUGGAAAAUUCUCAUUGUUUAUAUUUAUAUAAAGAAAACACAUAAAUAUUAGUAAAAGAGAUUAUACUGGCUUAAGAGAGCUAUGAAAGCUUUUUUGAUAGUAAACCAUGACCCUAAGAGAGAGCUUCAUGAGGCAAAAGUAUUGUAUGUAAUAGAUCAUCUGAUUUUUAUAAAGCAGACAACUUGUAACUUGAUAGACAUUCCUAUGAUGGAGAAUGUAGCGCCCAAGUCUGGAGAAAUAAAUUGUUAUUGUAAUACCUGUGUAUGACCAUUGGCUAUCACAGUGUCACCUUAUUUGUACUCUUGGAUAGAUUGUAUGUGUGGUAGUUUGGUAAUAAGAAAAAUAUAUGAAAUUUGAAUAUUGAAUAUAGGAUCAAAAAUAUUGACUGAAAUGACUUACUACUCUGUUUUGGAGAGUUAUCUCUUUUCACUUGUUGGUAGGCUAGUCUGAAGGAUGAACCUAUGGACCUGUAGCAUGCAUCUAUGCUUGUAUUCAUUGUAAUUUCCAAUACAAUAUGAACUUCUUGGGAGAGGUACGUAAUUUCUGAUUUUUAUUGUCAUUGUUCUCAAGUGCAAUAUAACAAUGUAACCAAACCUAGUCAUUCUUAAUUUAGUAAGCCUAAUCUGAAUGAAGAUAUUAUUGGUAUUUUGUUAGCAGGAAGGAGUGGUUCUGCUAUGGACAUUUACUCCUAAGCGGUUCAUUCUAUGUUUUAUUUCAGACUGGACAUAAACUAUUUCCUGCUAGUUUUAAAACACUUUGAAUUAUCUUAAAGUAAUUUGGAAGUUGUGUAUAUAAAAUUAAUUUGCUACCUACUUACAUAACAUAGAAAGUAAUUUUUUUUUGUUCUGCUUCUCUUGUGAUCACCCACAUUGGGUGAGGCAUAAAAUGAGUGUGUUCUAAAAACUUGAUUUGAGUUAGUGAAAACUGGUACAGUGUUCUACUUAGUUUCCAGUGUGUAACUUGUGAUUGUACAAUAAACUUGAGCAUAUGUUGCCACUUUUGUGUAUGGACUUUAU
Molecule: messenger RNA, 6915 nt
Organism: Talpa occidentalis (Iberian mole)
Lineage: Eukaryota; Metazoa; Chordata; Mammalia; Eulipotyphla; Talpidae
Gene: ITGAV
Product: integrin subunit alpha V
Exons: 30
Coding region: 229-3375 (1048 amino acids)
Biological process (GO): angiogenesis; cell-matrix adhesion; integrin-mediated signaling pathway
Cellular component (GO): external side of plasma membrane; integrin complex
Molecular function (GO): integrin binding
Source: RefSeq, a predicted model, not a curated record